UAUUUGGGGUGGGGGUGUUUUAAAUUGUUCUUAAGUGUUACUACAGUCAUACCUUGGUUUUUGAACAACUUAGUUCUCGAAGGUUUUCGCUCCCAAAUGCUGCAAACCUCCCAGAAGUGAGUGUUCCGGUUUGCGAACGUUCUUUGGAACCUGAAUGUCCGGCGGGGCUUCCGCAGCUUCCGAUUGGCUGCAGGAUGUUCCUGCAGCCAAUCAGAAGCCGUGCUUUGGUUUCCUAACGUUUUGGAAGUCGAGCGGACUUCCGGAAUGGAUUCCGUUCGACUUCCGAGGUACGACUGUAUUUUGCAUUUUUUUGGUUCUCUAAGACUAUACUACUACAUCCUACUACUACAUAUACUACAUCCUUUUAAAUGUGUUUGUGGGAGGGGGUUUGUUGUUGUUUUUCGUUUUGACCAUUUGCUUGUGUUUCGAACCACUCAGAGGUCUUGUGAUGAAGGGUAGUAAAUAAAUCUUAAUAAUAUCCUCCAAACAACCCUGCGAGGUAGGUUAGGCCGAGCGUAGGAAGUUGACCAAGGAUUGCCCAGUGAGCAGAGUGGGAUUGGAACUUGGGACCUCUGGGGCUAUCAUAAAUGCUGGUGGGUGUUUCUGAGCCUGCGCCCUUGCUUCGACAUGAAGGAACUUGCAGUCAGCCUCCACGUAGCCAGGAUUAGGCGCUGGGGUCCCUGUGGCUUCUCGUCAGGCUUGAACCCAUCGUGCGUCGUCUUUAGAAAAUCAAGUCAUCACCUCUUAUCUGACUCUUCUCCCUGCGAGGGUUUUACGUCACUGUCAGCAAAACCAGCAAAUCUGGCUCUGUUCAGCCCUAGGGCAGGGCACGGAGAAACCCUGGAUUUUUCAGCAAACGAGGCAUGCCUUUUUUCUCUUGCCGGAGGGAGGCCUUCUCUGCACGACACGGGAACUGAGUUUACUUUAGGUUUCUUUUCUUCAUGGCACAGGGAGCCGAGUGCCUAGCUGCUGACAUCUCCCCCGGAAGGUUUUGUUGCAAAGGAAUAAUUGAGGCUCGGGAGGUGUGCGGAGGGGGACUACUUUGAAGGCGGGUCAGGUGUGUUGAAUGUUGACUUUGGCAAGGAGGCCCCGAUACGCUUGGGAGAAGCUCUGAGCUGCCUGUCCCAACAGAAAAUCAGGUUCCAGGAGGAGCGGCACGCGGGAAGGGAUCCCUUGCGCCGUCGGGGCUCGCGGAUCUGGGCGGCUGCGGGGAUGUUUGGGCUCGGCGCGGCUUUCGUGAAACGGCCGGAGCAACCUAGGAAACAGACGGGCAUGUUGCAGCAAGGAGGGUGCCGGUGAAGCCUCUCGCUCUCCUUUCCUCCUCCACCGCACAGCAACCGGGACCCCUCGUUUCAUCCCGGGCUUCCUCCAUGAGGCGGCAAGAAGCCUGAUGCCCUCUUCGGCCCUCACCAUGGAUGGCGGGAAGAGCUUCCACCCGCCUUGCACACACCAGCAGUCAGUCAACAUGUUUUGUGGGGUGCCCACCCUGCCGGCCCAACUAAGCAUGCCCACCCUAGAGUUUCAGAAUUCUGCUUCCAGUUGGUGGACUCAAGCGCCCUAUUCGUCAGCUUCGUACUCGGCACCAUCUUUCCUGAGCGACAACCAGCAAUAUUUUGAUUUCUACUCUGGCGGGCAGCCGUUCUCUGAAGCCAACUAUGCAACUCCAGGCCUCGCCGAUUUCUUGAAGAACGGCGACUUUCCUCAGGAUUCUACGUUCCCCACUGAUCUCUCCAGCAACUCCCUCUUCUCCUCCCCGGCCGACUCCCUCUCGGACAUCGCCGACGCUCAGGAAUUCCUCCCCGCCGACAGCCUCAGCCGCGUGCCGACGAUAUGGGACAUCACCCCACAGCAGAACCAAAUAGAGCGAUUGCCUCCAGAUUUGGAAGGCUUAGAAGGGCUACAGGGCAUGGACAGUCACCUUGCAGCCGCUCCUGAAGAUACCUCUCUUCUUUCCACCGUUCAGUCCCAAACUCAGGUAGAGGAGGAGGAAGAAGGGGACGACGAAGAAGCGGAGGAGCUGGGCCACGCGGAGACGUAUGCCGACUACGUCCCUUCCAAAUCCAAGCUGGGGAAGCAGCACCCCGACCGCGUGGUGGAGACAAGCACCCUCUCCAGCGUCCCCCCUCCGGACGUCACCUACACCCUCUCCCUCCCCGGCUCAACCGCUGACAACGGAUUACUCUCUGCACUACAGCUGGAAGCGAUUACCUAUGCCUGCCAGCAACACGAAGUCCUGCUCCCCAACGGACAGAGAGCUGGCUUCCUCAUCGGGGACGGCGCUGGCGUUGGGAAAGGCCGGACGGUCGCAGGGAUCAUCUUCGAAAACUACCUGAAGGGGAGGAAAAAGUCCCUGUGGUUCAGCGCCUCAAACGAUCUCAAGUACGAUGCCGAGAGGGACCUGAAGGAUAUCGACGCACCUGACAUUCCUGUGCAUGCUUUAAACAAGAUUAAAUAUGGUGACACAGCUACCUCGGAAGGAGUCUUAUUUGCCACUUACUCUGCCCUCAUCGGCGAAAGCCAAGCCGGUGGCCAGCACAGGACCCGCUUGAAGCAGAUUCUGGAUUGGUGCAAGGAAGAUUUUGAUGGUGUUAUUGUGUUUGACGAAUGCCACAAAGCCAAAAAUGCCAGCUCUACCAAGAUGGGCAAAGCAGUAUUGGACCUGCAGAACAAGCUGCCUCUCGCAAGGGUGGUUUAUGCCAGUGCCACAGGUGCCUCCGAGCCAAAGAACAUGAUUUACAUGAGCCGGCUGGGUAUUUGGGGAGACGGGACGCCUUUCCGAUCAUUUGAAGACUUCCUAUCGGCCAUUGAGAAGCGGGGUGUUGGUGCAAUGGAGAUUGUUGCCAUGGACAUGAAAGUGAGCGGGAUGUACAUCGCUCGGCAGCUCAGCUUUUCGGGGGUCACCUUCAGGAUAGAAGAAAUCCCACUGGACCCAGAGUACAAGCUUGUUUACAACAAGGCAGCUCAGCUGUGGGCAGAAGCCCUGGGGGUUUUCCAGAAAGCUGCCGACCUGAUUGGUUUAGAGUCCCGGAAAUCUUUGUGGGGUCAGUUCUGGUCCGCCCACCAGCGCUUCUUCAAGUACCUCUGCAUUGCUGCAAAGGUCCGGCGUCUUGUCGAGUUGGCGAAGGAGGAACUGAACAAGGGCAAGUGUGUCGUGAUCGGCCUGCAGUCGACAGGCGAGGCCCGAACCCGGGAGGUCCUGGACGAGAGCGAGGGGCAGCUGACUUGCUUCGUAUCUGCUGCCGAAGGCGUCUUCCUCUCACUAAUUAAGAAGCACUUUCCUUCAACCAAACGAAAAAGAGAGAGAGGAACUGGCAUUAAGAGAAAACGGAAGCAGAAGGGCCGUGGGGCCAAGUUCCCCAAAAGUUGCGACCUCACCACCAGCGGCGUCAUCAAGAUCAGCUCUGACAGCAGCUCUGAUUCUGAGGGAGGGAUGGAGAGCGAUUUCAACUCGUCCCCGGAGUCCCUGUUCGAAAACGACGAUGUGAUCUUCAACGGCUACGCUUGCGACGAUCGGGGCAACACCUCUCUGCAAAAUUCCCAGAAGGAGCUGUACGGCACCGUCAUGCUGGAGAACGUUGAGAAAAUGAAACAGGACCUCCUGGCCAAGGCGGAGGCGCUGGGCAAAGAACUACCUCUCAAUACCUUGGACGAACUGAUCGAUCACUUUGGGGGCCCAGAGCACGUGGCAGAGAUGACCGGCCGCAAAGGGCGCCUGGUGCGGCGGCCGGACGGCUCCGUCGUCUUCGAGUCACGAGCCGAGCAAUGCCUUUCCAUCGACCACGUGAACCUCAAGGAGAAGGAGCGUUUCAUGAACGGAGACAAACUCGUAGCAAUAAUAUCCGAGGCCUCCAGCUCAGGGAUUUCUCUCCAAGCGGACAGACGGGUAAAGAAUCAGAAGAGGCGCGUCCACAUGACGUUAGAGCUGCCUUGGAGCGCCGAUCGAGCCAUCCAGCAGUUUGGUCGGACGCACCGCUCCAACCAGGUUUCUGCUCCGGAAUAUAUCUUCCUCAUCUCCGAACUGGCCGGCGAGAGGCGAUUCGCUUCCAUCGUGGCCAAACGCCUGGAGAGCCUUGGUGCCUUAACUCACGGAGACAGGAGGGCGACCGAAUCCAGAGACCUCAGCAAAUACAACUUUGAGAAUAAGUACGGGUCCCGAGCCCUCGUCAAAGUCCUGCACACCAUCAACAACCAGACUGAGAACAAAGUCCCCGUGCCCAAGGGCUACCCGAGAGAAGACGCGGCUUUCUUCCAUGAAAUGAAGCUGAGUCUCCUUUCGGUUGGGAUCGGCUGCAAAGAGAUGCGGUACGGCUACGUGGCAGUGGAAAAAGAUUGCUCCAUCAGCAAGUUCCUGAACCGCAUCCUGGGUUUGGAAGUCCACAAGCAGAACCUCCUUUUCCAGUAUUUCAGCGACACUUUCGACUACCUGAUCGAGAGGGACAAAAAGGACGGCAAAUACGACAUGGGGAUUAUGGACCUGGCCCCCGGCAUCGAUGAGAUCUAUGAAGAGAGUAAGGAGGUUUUCCUAACCCCAGGGCACCCGCAGGACGGGCAGGUGGUCUUCUACAAGAUCAGCGUCGACAGAGGCAUGAAGUGGGAAGAUGCCUACAAGAAAUCCCUGCAACUCACGGGUCCUCAGGAAGGGUUCUACCUGUCUUAUAAGAUCAGAGGCCAGCAAUACACUUGCCUCCUGGCUGAGCAGAGCCGAGGAAGAUACUUCACCCUCUACAAGCCGAACAUGGUCAAGAACAGCCAGAUGGAGGUCUUGGAGAGUCUCCUCAAGAAGUACCGACGGGUGUUGCCGGAAGAAGCCAAAGAGCACUGGGAGAGCAGCUACGCUUUUUCAUUGGAGCACUGCAACCACGCCGUGUGGAAUGGGAACUGCAAGAUGGUUCAGGAAGGGAAAGAAUGCUUUCAGGGGACGCGCCUGCGCCAUUACUAUAUGCUGUGCGGGGCACUCCUGAGAGUCUGGAGCAGGAUCGCCACCGUCAUGGCCGAUAUCACGAACAAGAGCUACCUGCAGAUCGUCCGCCUCAAGACCAAAGAAAAGAAGAAGCAAGUCGGUAUCAAGAUCCCAGAAAACUGCGUUCAGCAGGUGCUGAAGGAGCUCAAGCAAAUGGACACCAGCGUUAAGCAGAAGCAGAACCAGGCUUUGAUGGCGGCGGCGGCCUCCGCGGGGCCCAGCCUGCCCUAUGCGCUGCUCCCCCUCGACCACCCGCCCACGCCGGGCACCGGCUUCCUGCCCCAGGACGAAGUCUUGGACCUGACCUACAGCCCCGCCAGCGACGGGAUCCCGGACUUCUGGACCGAGGUGGCUGUGCCGCCGCCACCACCGCAGCCCCCCGGCCCUCCUUUUCAUUUCAACUUCCCCCUGCCCUUUGACGGGGCAUCCCUGGUGGCAGGAGGCCUGCCCCUCGCCGGCUCCCCUUCCCAGCACGAACCCUCGCCGGCCUCCCAGGCUCAUGCCGCCGCCGCCCCUCCGCCGGACAGCUUCCCCCUACCCGACCCGGACAUCAACUACAAGGAGCUACUGGAAGAGAUGCUGAGCUCGCUCAAUGUGGGGCCCGAGGACAGCACCCAAGGGAGGCAGAGCGUCAUUCAGUACCACCCAGGGCAGCCUUUCCCCACCUACUACGAGGACGACGGCAGCUGAGCGGCCGGCAUGGAACGUCGGGCGUGGCGUGGCGCGGCAGGGACACCCCUAUUCCCCACCCAGCCCGGGGGGGGGGGCGGAAAGGGGUGGGGAAGCCACCCUGUGGGGUUUAAGGUUUGGAACGGACCACUCCUCUGUCUUUUUUUCAAAACAGGGAUGGUGGGGCAGAGAGUUCAGAGCGAAGCAAAAACAGAAAAAGUUUUAUUUAUAUAUAAUUAUACAGUCACCUCUGUACUGAAUUUUUUUUAUAUCUCUCUCUAGAUACAUACAAGUGGAGUUUUUUGGGGGUGGGGCAGUGGGAGGUGUAGCGACGCCUAAACUGGGAGUGAGGAGGGGGGGCAAGAACAAGGUUGUAUGUCUCUUCAAACCCCCCCCCCGGCUGUAUUCCCCCCCCCUUUGCCCCUCUGCAAACUACUGAGUUUGGAAAAGUUGGGAUCUUCUCUUCCCUCCCCACGUUCUACCCAGUUUCUCAAGAGGGGAGAGGCGCGCCAUUCGAAUCCACGACAACGAAAGCUUUCCGGGUGGUCCCAAUGUGGGGUCCCCCCCCCCCGGUGGGUUGUUUUGCACAGGUACAUGGUUCGAGUGAUGCUGCACAGCCCUGCACGCUUCUGGUUCUGAGCCGAAAAGGGGCGGGGGAAUUGCCUUGAAAUUUCUAGCCCUUGUAGAGGUAGGGAAACGCUUGGUGGACGUGGGUGGCAGAAUUUCUGUGGUCCUCCCUGUUUUUCUGUGCCUGAGGCUCAGCGCCUACUCCCAGCCUGCAUCCAUGGGACUACAGAUCCCAUCAGCACCUGGCAUCUCACGGCCAGGUGCUGAUGGGAAUUGUAGUGCAAAACAGAGGGGUUAGUGGAGCAGCUAGGAAAGGCCCGUCCUAGCAAGAACAUCUACAUUUCUCUCUCUAGUCGCUGUCAUUUUUAUUCCGGUGGGCAAGGAAGAGGGGCUCGAUCUGCCCAAAAGAAGUUCCCUUCAGGCCCAAGUGAGGGCAGAGAUCACCCAUCAGGAUUUUUUAUUUCGGACGUGAGGGUUAUCUAGGUUAGCUCAGAAUUUAUAUGCAAACCAUGAUUUUUCUGACACCCCACCCCCCAAGAACAUUUAUCUCCUCUUUCAGAGAGAAAACCACUUUUUCCGUAUGGGGGUAGGGAAAAACGUGAGGAAGCUGGUUUCUCCAACCCCCCCCCCCAAAAAAUAUUCUGCAGGGAAUCUUGAAGGUGUUAUAUAUCCCAUAAUAACCCAGCUCAGUGCUCCAGAUGAUCUACGCAGGGAUGGAGCCGUGUCGCUAGAGAAGAGCUCUUUCCCUUCCUGGUUUAUUCGCAUUUAUGCAAGUGGUUUGGAACAGCCCACUCUUAAACAAAAACAGGGGGGGGGGAACCCUCACCUUCUCCCAAGGAGGCAUAUGUACCCACUGUCACUUUUUAAGUUUUUGAAAAUGCAUAGGCAAGGCUCUAGUCCUCCUGGAGGUUCCCUGGGUGCUGGCAUGGGCCACGGGCUUCCUCCUUUGUGGUCGGAGGCAUAUAGUUUAUUAGUUUUGUCUCUUCCUCCCUCCGUAGCACCUUUCCUUUACUACUGCUGCAAUUGCCCCUCUGCUCCCCUCUCUUGGUGAGACGGCAUCGCCCAUGGGGUGGGUGAGUUUCUCUCAAAAAACCCCACCCAGAUCCACAGCGUUCAGGAUUGCCAUGGUUUCAGAAUGCCUGCUACUUCAUGUAUUCUGAGAAUCUGUCCCCUCCCUCCCCGUCGUUUUCUAGUCCUCAUGACUCUCGCAAGCUUGCAGGCAAGAUGAUGGGGAUCUAGAAUGAAGGAAGUGGUGGGUGGGUAAGUAAAAGAGACACAGGAUUUGCAAGGCAGCUCCAGUUCCCCCGACUCCCCCCCCCACCAGCCAGAAGCGGUGGAAUUGAAGCAAUUAUGCAAAGAGAGAAAGAAACUAUGCAAAUAAGCUGUUUUGCAGGCAGCAGGAGGGAUUUGGUUUUUUGCCGGAAUUUGUAUUGCCCUCGAGGGCAGAGACCACAUUCUCCUUUGGUUUGCCCCAUCACAAUUGUGCGUUGCCCUUUAAAGAUUUUAGUAGCCAUAAGUGAAUCCCAGCAGCCAGCCUGCUUUUAGGAUUCGUUUCCCAAAAGGAGUUGGGUUGGGUGGCUUAAAAACUCAGGAAAGAAUUGGAGGUGCGCUCAACCGGGGCUGCUUCCCCCCACUUCCCCAAAUGGAAAUAUCUCAGAAUUGUUAUGUGGUUAUUUUAUGGUGGUUUAAUUAUUUUUUCAAAAAAAUCUGUAUUUCCCAAGGCAGUGAGACUCCCUUUAAGGAGAUACAACCCGCUGUACCCUCACCCUCCAUCUUGUCAGGAAAACUUAAUAUGUAACAACUACUUUUUUAAACUAAAUUAUUAUGCUGUUUUUUUGUUCUAUUGAUUGUAUGUAUUUUUAAAAUGGAAAAAAUCUCUUCUCCUUCCUGGUUGGCACUUUCUAACCAACUCAGCUCCCCCCCCCCAUGGAUAUUUAUAAUUCAAAAUUGUGUAAAUAUAUAUAUGUAAAAAGGGGGGUGCCUGCGAAGAGUAAGGGGGAGAAGUCUUUACCCUUUUUUUUGUUGAUGAGGAAAUGUGCCUUUUAACUCGUGAUUCUGGAAUUUUCUACCGAAGGAUUAAAACGUUGGCAUUUCAGCUCAGUGAAGAUGUCAAGUCUUGAAAUUUGUAUGCACAUGAGAAAAUGAAGGGGGCGUUCGUAUGGUUUCGAUUCACUAGAUUUUCCAAAAUCCCUUUCUGUAAAACACCCUGAAGUUGCGAAAGCAUGAACCACAACUGCCAUGGUCAAUAGAGGUGGCUCCUGCCCUCAGCUCCCCCACACACUAGGACGUGGCCCCCAGCAGCUCUCCCCAAAGGGAAUGUGGCCCUCAGCUUUGAAAGGGGCUUCCAUACUUCCGCUUCUUUCAGUCUUCUCUUUGAUUUUGGUUCUGUUGGGUAAAAUGCCUUUUACUCCCGAAGAGCAGAUUGAGAGCUUCCUCAGUCAAUAGAGCAUGAGUCUAUCUCAGGGUCAUGGGUUCAAGACGCGCAUUGGGCAAAAGAUUCCUGCAUUGCAAGGGGGUUGAACUAGAUCACCCAUUCCAAUUCUAGGAUUCUCUGACCUCAAGCUCCUAACAGAUGUGUGGAAUGCUUUGCUAAUUUUCCUUGAAAUCGUAGUAUAGUGGUAUCUUGGUUCUCAAACUUAAUCUGUUCCAAGACGCGCCUUCCCAUAGAAAGCAAUGCAAAACAGAUUAAUCCACUUUUAAAAACAACCCCUAAACCAGCAAUUGAACACGAAUUUUACUAUCUAACGAGAACAUAAAAUGAAAACAACAAACAAUGUACUGCAGUCACACAAUCAGCAGCAAAACAAAUAGCAAAAACAGACCUCAGUGUAACACUGAAAAUGGAAGUGUGGCACUCAAAUUGGAAGCGUAACACCCAAAAUGGAGCACGUUUGGCUUCCGAAAAAAGUUCGCAAACCGGGACACACACUUCCGGGUUUGCAGUGUUUGGGUUCCAAGUUGUUUGAGUACCAAGGAGUUUGAGAACCAAGGUGCCACUAAUGUAAAAGGAAACCAACCACCUUUUCUCUCAGGGCAAAAAAAGGAGACAGCAAUUCCCUAGAACUGGAGAAAAGCAAGCAAGCAUCUUAGUGGAGGCUCAUGCAGGAGGGGAUGCCUCUAUU
Messenger RNA from Zootoca vivipara (common lizard), 9318 nucleotides. It is a transcript of the gene SBNO2, whose product is annotated as strawberry notch homolog 2. Gene Ontology annotation, cellular component: nucleus. NCBI's taxonomy places the organism in Eukaryota, Metazoa, Chordata, Lepidosauria, Squamata, Lacertidae. The record is from RefSeq and is a predicted model, not a curated record. Gene Ontology annotation, biological process: macrophage activation involved in immune response; osteoclast differentiation; regulation of inflammatory response. Gene Ontology annotation, molecular function: histone binding; chromatin DNA binding.